Molecule: messenger RNA, 2701 nt
Organism: Pseudophryne corroboree (corroboree frog)
Lineage: Eukaryota; Metazoa; Chordata; Amphibia; Anura; Myobatrachidae
Product: disks large-associated protein 5-like
Exons: 17
Coding region: 27-2405 (792 amino acids)
Biological process (GO): kinetochore assembly; chromosome segregation; mitotic spindle organization
Cellular component (GO): spindle pole centrosome; cytoplasm; nucleus
Molecular function (GO): microtubule binding
Source: RefSeq, a predicted model, not a curated record
ACACCUCUCUCCCGCUGGCGGUGAACAUGGACAACCAAUCUCCGUAUGCUGGUCUAUAUAAAAAGAACUCCAGCGUAGACCACAUAAGAGAAAAAGUCGCACAACGUAAAUCUAUAACUCAGAAGGAGAACAGACACCGAGAGUUCAGGAAGAGCCGAGGGCUGUUGCUGGCGGAUGUGAAUAUUCCUCCGGUAAAAGAGCAGGUCCUACCCGUGGUGGAUGAGGCAAAGGAAUCUGGUCAUGGAAGGACUGAAAUUAAGCCAGCAGAUAAUGUUAAAGCCAGAGAUCGGAAAAUAAACGAGCGACUUGCAAUGCUGCAACGUUUUAAAGAAGAAAAGCAACAGCGGAAAUUAAAGGAACAGCAGGAAAAGGCCAAAAAGGGCGUCUUUAAGUGUGGAAUUUACAAGGCAGAAAACCCUUUUAUUCCAGUCAUCGCCUCUCAGAAUGCUGUUAAAGUUAAACAAAAGGAGAAGGUAGCCGUGCGUAAAGCCUCAACUGAUCGUACACUUACAAGAGGCCAUGGACAGAGUUCCAGUGUUAAAAGGAAUGAGACCGAAAACAAAGUCUCUGGUGUUCUACCUGCAACAUCUACUAGAUCAAGUGCAGGGACUUCAACUAAACACUCCAUUACUACAAGAACAACUGUGAUGGCAUCAAGGUUAUCCACUGCUGCUAAAGCACCGCUGAAGAACACUGCAGCUGCUGCAAAGUCUCAAACGAAGACGACCAAAGAGAUAAAAGAGGACAUUUUCGAGGACCAAACAGAACAUCCUGUGGAUGAUCAACUGAAUAACGAUUUAUUGGAAGAAACUGUUGCUGUGAAAGACACCGCAGCAGACAGUGUGCCCAUGGAAACCUCAUCCUUGGUGCGUGAAAGGAAGCCAUCUUUUUCUCCGGACAAAGACGCCGCAGCAGAAACUGUGCCCAUGGCAGAAACCUCGCCCUUUGUGCGUGAAAGGAAGCCAUGUUUUGCUCCAGACAAUUUAGUUUUCCAACCAUUGCAUGGGAUGUGUGCCCUCACAUUUCCACCCCUGACCCCUGACCGGACCAAUUCAUUUCUAGCACCUUCUUGUACUUGGAGCCCUAUGGCAAGUAAAAGCCAGUUUGUCUUUACACGAGGUCACCACACCGAAGAACAUAAGGCUUGCCAAGUGUCUCCUCCUGAGCUAUUGAUCAAAGCCACAGAUGUAACACAAGGCACAGAUAUCCUUUCUUCCUCUCCAGUAAAAGAAUGCACAGGUGACGGAAGUUCAGCUGUAGCUGCCGUUGCGCCAGUGACCCAUCCCUCUUGUGAGCCUAUUCUUCAUUUUACGGAUAACAAGUCGGCACAGCCAGAGGAAUUACAGCGUGACGUACCUUACUUCAGAGAUUUCCUGAAGUCUGAGAAUCAGAGGCUGAAAUUUCUGUGCAGCGAGUGGGAUAAAAAAGUGGACAUGGAUAUUCCGGAAGAUGCCAAAGACCUGAUCCGGACUGCGGUUGGACAAACGAGGCUCCUAUUAAAUGAACGGUUUAAGCAGUUUGAAGGUCUGGUCGAUCACUGUGAAUUUAAGACCGGUGAAAAGGAAACGACUUGCACAGAUCUUGAGGGGUUUUGGGAUAUGAUCUAUUUACAGAAGGAGAAUGUGUAUAAAAAGUUUUCCGACCUUAAAAAGCUGGAGGAGAGCUCAUGGCAACAGAGUGCAGUACAGACUAAAAAGGUUGUAAAAAAAAAAAUCGCACUGGCUGCAAAACAACGUCAAGGAGAUAACUGCAGCGCAGCAGCAAAAGAUCGCCUUGCCGUGGUUAAGUCUGCGCUGAAAAAUAAAAGUAAAACACAGCAAGUUUACACGGUCUUGUUUGAUGCAGGAUUCUUCCGGAUUGAGAGCCCUGCUAAACGGCCUAGUAGUCACAGAAAAUUAGACCGCAGUUCUUCCCAGGCAUCCAAUAUACCCAAGUCAGCCAAAAAGGUUCUGCAGUACUCUGGGAAUCCAGUUAUUAAUGUGGAAGACUUGCAAGCACAGAAGUCGCCAAGCCAUGUAAAGUCUCCCCUAAGGAAAGCACUAUUUGGUGCAGAUGCAAGUUUGCAGAACCAGGAAACAAACACUAUGUAUAUUACGCCUGACCCUACAGCGUCUGACGCUGUGCCGCAAGUAGUUGAUAUGACCAAGUAUUUGGUUCCAGUUGGAACCAAUGAAGUGCGAUCUCACGGGGUCAGUUUACAAGAGUGGGGCCUGCAGGAAGACCACACUAGUGCAAGUCCUUUAGCGGAUGAUGUUUUCACGGGCAGCUCAGAAAAAGCUGUACCUAGUACAAGGAGUGCCGGCUUAGUAGGCAGUCCUAAACCGGGCCCAGAUGAAGCGGUGGGAACUACGAACAGUCCUCUUUCCUUCCUUGGAAGCUGCACACCAACUACGGUAGAGAAAUGAUUUUUAAAUAAAAAAUAAAAAAGUCUGCUUCAGAAGAGAAGGAUUCAGAUGUACAGCCAUUGAGCAUAGUGUGGGGCUGUCGGGUCUCAAAGUAUUCUGUAUUAACUGUGCAUUAUUCAGACUCGUUUCCAAUGUGGACGUGCAAGAAUCUCACAUCUUAGCUGAGAGAGAACCGUCCUGAAUGUAACCGCUGAUACACAGUGCGUCAAAGGCCCAGGUCACGGAGACUGUCUUGAAAGCAAUUUAUUUUUCUAUAAGCUAUUUUCUAUAAAAAUAAAUAAAAAUCGUCCAAUGUU